Eurytemora carolleeae is the source of this 493-nucleotide messenger RNA. RefSeq lists its product as uncharacterized. Lineage: Eukaryota; Metazoa; Arthropoda; Copepoda; Calanoida; Temoridae. The record is from RefSeq and is a predicted model, not a curated record.
UGAGUUGGAAAGAAGAAUGAUAUCAUAUGGACAUGUUCCCAGUGCUGAUCUAAAAGAAGUUGAGAAUGAUGUGACUGAGGCUAGGAAAAGAUUAGACCUAAAGGAAGAUAACCUAUACCUAUCAGAAGCUGCAAAAGUGUUAAAGAAUCCUGGGCUGGCAGUGGAGACCUAUGAAUCUGAGGAUUUUGCCGGCAGGGGAGAUCAGGCCUAUGAAAAUCUACACGAAUUCUGGUGUCUGACUUGGUUCAAACAUGAUAUCACGAUCUCAGCUAAAAUGGAGAUAACUUCAUUUUUGGCUCAUCUGACGAAGGAGAAUGAGGUUGAAGAUGUAGACAGGCUGCUAUUUUACAUCGAGAAGAUGGACGAAAACCUUCCUGAUCUCACUGAGGAGUUCAAGCAGUUUUUUUUCAUUGAUUUAUACCUGUUGUCCCCAGAGGUUUCAGAAUUUAAAGAUGUUGACAUUGUAUUUACCUCCCAAGUGAAGCCGGUUUAA